UUCUAACUCUGAAUCCAAACCAAAACCAUGUCCGCCGCCGCCACCACCACUGUCUCCUCCGGUGGUUCCUCCCGCCCCACCUGGAUCCUCCUCAACAGGUACGCCAAGAUUGGCGAAAACACCAACGAAACCACCACGCACUGCCAAGUUACCGAUGAUAUGAAGAUAUGCGCUUCCCUCGUCCGCGAGCGCCCGCCGCUCCCCUCCAACCUCUACGUGCACUGCUCCGGCGCCGCUCUCGCGGAGCGCCCAUCCUCGCUCGCCAUGGUGGACGACCUCAUCCUCUUCCAUGUCUACGUCGGGUCUGCGUACCGCGUCCGCUCCGCGCUGCCGUCCUACUUCUUCAUGUACCGGGCCGACCCCAACCGGCCGUCUCUCGAGCUGCUGCCGCACCCGCCGCCGCAAGAUCGGGUCCGCAUGUAUCAUGCGUUUGGCAUCUUCCCUCGCGGCGGGGAAGAGGAUCACUACACCAUCGCCUCGAUGAUUCCUCAGGACCGUAAGGACGGCAUUUUUACACUUCGCCUGUAUGACUCCGAGACUAAGACCUGGAGCUCCAAGAAGCUGUCCGUCGAGUCGCCGCAGGACGACUUCCCGGUUCCCAUCCCCGUCAACUAUCGCCUUCUGUUAUCACAUAAUAUGUCCACUGUGCUCACUCUUGGAGGAACAAUCGGCUGGGUCGAUCUCUGGCGCGGCGUCCUCUUCUGUGACAUGCUCUCCGGUCACCAUACCCUACGUGGCGUUCCGCUGCCGCUCCCACUGAAGCUGACCAAACCUGACGGCGAUCCAAGCGACGAGGAGCUAACAUCUGGAAGAACUAGCCGUGGCAUCGCCUUCGUCGGUGGCCAUCUCAGGUUAGUUGAGGUUCGUUUCAAGGCCGCCCCUGUUGUGUUUGUGUAUGACCAAGAAACUGGGUCGCCUCGCUGGCGAAUCGAAAACUGGACAAUCACCACCUGGACCAACAAGGAGAUGAGUAACUCCUACGAUGAUUGGCGCAUGGACGGCACGUUCCAAGCUUCCGACAUCUUCCUCGGCGACCACCUGGAAUCGGAGCUACCGCCGAUAGACUUGCAGAAUCUUUAUGUCUCUGAUCCUGUUAUUGGCAUGAACGGAAAUGACAUGCAUGUUGUUUACCUGACUGCGAGGGAGAACUGGAGGCACCCCAAAUCGUGGGUCCUAGCUAUUGAUACGAGGGAUCGCAAGGUGCAAAGUGUGGUGGCCACGCCCGGCCCUCUAUCCGAGGAAAUGCGCUACUACGAUGCAAACUACUGUACCUGCACUAUUAUCUCCAAGUAGUGUGCCAACGCUUCACCAGGUGGGACUUUGGAUGCUUAGCAUUUAGCAAUCAAAUGGCUAUGGACUAAAUUAAAGUCAGCAUAUGCGCAGUUUCACGUGAGGUUGAGAUUGAGCAACACUACCUUUCUCACUUGAUAUAUUUUAUCCUGCUUGAGAUGGAUCUAUCUUGAUUAGUUGUAAUGAUGCUAUAUCAUAUGUUUGUGGUGAACUGGUUACUUGUGCUUGUUGGUGGUGGACAUUCUUGUAGUUAGUUCUACAUUUCGUACUUUGCUAUAAAGUUAUGA
Molecule: messenger RNA, 1577 nt
Organism: Lolium perenne
Lineage: Eukaryota; Viridiplantae; Streptophyta; Magnoliopsida; Poales; Poaceae
Source: RefSeq, a predicted model, not a curated record